Drosophila albomicans is the source of this 7158-nucleotide messenger RNA. It is a transcript of the gene Dcr-1, whose product is annotated as endoribonuclease Dcr-1. Gene Ontology annotation, molecular function: RNA binding; protein binding; deoxyribonuclease I activity. Gene Ontology annotation, biological process: pre-miRNA processing; apoptotic DNA fragmentation; siRNA processing. NCBI's taxonomy places the organism in Eukaryota, Metazoa, Arthropoda, Insecta, Diptera, Drosophilidae. The transcript is spliced from 6 exons. Gene Ontology annotation, cellular component: RISC complex; nucleus; cytoplasm. The record is from RefSeq and is a predicted model, not a curated record. The coding region runs from base 139 to 6942 and encodes 2267 amino acids.
UGAUAUAAAAAAAAAAAAUACCCGAGCCGGCUUUUCUCACAUCGUGGAUUGUUGCCCACCUUAUCCACAUUGUGUGUAGUAACUCCGUAAUAGUAAAUAGCCUCACAGCCUGUUGCACACACAGACACCAAUGUCAGCAUGGCUUUCCAUUGGUGCGACAACAACCUCCACACCACGGUGUUUACGCCGCGUGACUUCCAAGUGGAACUCUUGGCCUCCGCCUUCGAGCGCAACACCAUCAUCUGCCUAGGCCAUCGCAGCUCCAAGGAAUUUAUAGCCCUCAAGCUGCUUCAGGAGAUGUCCAAACGUGGUCGGCACACGGGCAAAGUAAGCGUUUACUUGAGUUGCCAGCUAAAUACGGAGGAUACAUCAAUGUACACAAUGCUCACCCAUCUCACCGAUCUCAAAGUGUGGCAGCAGCGCGAGGAGCAGCUGCCACCUGAUGAUGAACAUUGCUGGACGCAAUACAAUGUCAUCAUACUUCAGCCCAACACGUUACUUAGUUUGUUUAAAUCGGAAGCGCUUCUGCUAAGCCAAGUGCAACUCAUUGUGCUCGAGGAUUGUCAUGAUAGUGCAGUCUAUCGCACCAUUUUACCCAUCUUCGAGCAAUAUAUGCUGCCCGUGCAACCAGAUGAGCGACCUCGCAUCUUGGGCUUGGCCGGACCAUUGCAUAGCGCUGGCUGUGAGCUGGAAGAGCUGAAUGCCAUGCUAGAUACAUUGGAGCAGCGCAUGAUGUGUCGCAUAGAGACAGCAAGCGAUAUUGUCACGGUGUUGCGUUAUUGUGCCAAACCGUUGGAGUAUAUUGUGCAGUGUGCUCCCUUUGAAAUGGACCAGUUGUCCAGUGUGAUAGCCGACAUUCUGAAUACGCAUAAAUUGUUCCUUAAUGAUCAUCGCUACGAUCCCUUCGAGAUCUAUGGCACCGAUCAGUUCAUGGAGGAUUUGAAGGAUAUUCCCGAUCCCAAGCUAGAUCCGCUCAAUGUACUCGAUUCUCUGCUCGCUGUGCUGCAUGAGAUGGGUCCGUGGGGCACACAGCGUGCGGCCCAUCAUUUCUAUCAGCGCAUCGAGAAGCUCAAGGUGAAGACACCACACGAACGGCAUUAUUUGCUCUUCUGUCUGGUGAACACGGCCUUGGUCCAAGUCCAUGCACUCUGUGAUCAAACAUUCCAGAAGCAGCUGGCCGAAGAGCCACGCUCAACCAUCGAACGCUACUCCAGCCCGAAGGUGCGUCGGCUGCUCAAAGUUCUGCGUUGCUUUAAGCCAAGCGAGACGCAUCAUCAGACGGAUGGAAUGCGAAAAAUGCGCCAUCAGGUGGAACAAGCGGAUUUCAACAAAUUGACGCAUGCACUCAAAACUAAAUGCCAACUAUUGGAACAGCAGGUAGAGCAGCCAAAUCCAGAGACACGUACGCUUGUUAACAAUCUGGAGCAGCUGUUGCAACCGGCAGAGAGCAAAGAAGAAAAGGAGACGACUGCUAAGACUAAUGUAGAAGAGCCUGCGCCUUUGCCACAACCCUCGACGACGAGCACAAGCAAGUCCAAAACCGGCACACAGACGCACACGAGAAGACGUGUCCACUCAAGGCGACACAAUCGCUAUCAGCAUGAUUCCAGCGAAAUGCUGUGUGCAAUCAUCUAUUGCAAUCAGAAUCAUACGGCACGUGUGCUCUUUGAACUGCUGACGGAGAUGAGCCGGCGUGAUCCAGAUCUCAAGUUUUUACGCUGUCAGUAUACCACGGAUCGUGUGGCUGAUCCCACCACCGAGCCCAAGGAGGCGGAGCAGGAGCAUCGACGCCAGGAGGAGGUGUUGAAGCGCUUUCGUAUGCACGAUUGCAAUUUGCUCAUUGGCACUUCGGUGUUGGAGGAAGGCAUCGAUGUACCCAAAUGCAAUCUGGUUAUACGCUGGGAUCCGCCCAUCACCUAUCGCAGCUAUGUGCAAUGCAAGGGUCGAGCACGCGCAGCUCCCGCCUAUCAUGUGAUGCUUGUGGCACCUAGCUAUGAUGAAACGCCACCAACAACAGCUGACGCUGCAGUGCAGUUGAACGAGCAAAGUCAUCGUUUCAUUUGCGCCACAUCGUCGGAUGAGGCACAGCAGGAGUUGGACAGCGAUUCUGACGACUCGGCGCUUCCCAAUUCUCUAGCUUCGGAUCCCUAUACCUUUGGCACUGCGCGUGGCACUGUGAAAAUACUCAAUCCCGAGGUGUUUAGCAAUCAGCCACCCACGGCAUGUGACAUCAAGUUGCAGGAGAUUCAGGACGAAGUGCCAGUAAAUAGUUUAUUAGAUGGCGGCAACUCAAGCGAUGAAGCCAUCAGUCUGACGAACACCACGCCGAGUGACACAAGUGCCGAGCGACGUCCCAAGCAACGCUUCGAAUGUGAACUGAGUGCAAUGCCAGAGCCGGAGAUGACGACUUCGUCUGGCGACACUAAUGAAAGUCUGGCCAACACGACGCAAGCACUGGUUCAUCAAAUGGCGCAGUAUCGCGAGAUUGAGCAGAUGCUUCUCUCAAAAUGCGCCAACACGGAACCCGCAGAGUCCGAGCAGCAGCAGGCAGAGCGCUUCACAGGCUGCUUGGCGGCCUAUCGACCUAAGCCACAGCUGACGACGGGCGCUUCGGUGGAUCUCAGCACAGCUAUAGCCCUGGUCAACAAGUAUUGCGCCCGCUUGCCCAGCGACACAUUUACUAAGCUGACUGCACUGUGGCGCUGUGCACGCUCCGGGCGUCAAGGUGUCACACUCUAUCAGUACACCUUGCGACUGCCCAUUAACUCGCCAUUGAAGCAUGAUAUUAUUGGUUUACCAAUGCCAACACAGACCUUGGCUCGUCGCCUGGCCGCGCUGCAGGCCUGCGUGGAACUACAUAGAAUAGGCGAAUUGGAUGAUCAGCUGCAGCCCAUUGGCAAAGAGGGAUUUCGCGCCUUGGAAUCGGACUGGGAAUGCUUCGAUCUUGAGCCCGAGGAUGAGCAGAUUGUGCUGCAAAACGAUGAGCCACGUCCGGGCACGACGAAACGACGUCAAUACUAUUACAAGCGCAUUGCUUCCGAGUUUUGCGAUUGCCGACCAGAGGCUGGUGUACCCUGCUAUUUGUAUUUUAUCCAACUGACGCUGCAGUGUCCGAUACCCGAGGAGCAAAACACGCGCGGUCGUAAAAUCUAUCCACCCGAGGAGGCCCAGCAGGGUUUUGGCAUACUCACGCAGAAACGUAUUCCGAAGCUGAGUGCAUUCUCCAUAUUUACGCGCUCCGGCGAGGUGAAAGUGUCCCUAGAGUUGGCACGCGAGCGAGUUGUGCUAACGCAAGAACAGAUCGAGUGCAUCAACGUCUUCCUGAACUAUACGUUCACUAAUGUGCUACGACUGCAAAAGUUUCUCAUGCUUUUCGAUCCCGAUUCCACAGAGAAUUGUGUGUUUAUUGUGCCCACCGUAAGGACGACAGAAGAUGAUCGUCUGAUUGACUGGAAAUUUCUCGAACUAAUACAAGCCACAGGUAACAUGAUGCCACAACCCGUGGCCGAGGGCGAGCGGCAAGCACAACCGUUUGAGGCACAGCGUUUUCAGGACGCGGUCGUUAUGCCCUGGUAUCGCAAUCAGGAUCAACCACAGUAUUUCUAUGUAGCCGAGAUCUGUCCGCAUUUGUCGCCACUCAGCUGCUUCCCGGGCGACAAUUAUCGCACCUUCAAACAUUACUAUCUGGUCAAAUAUGGUCUGACCAUACAAAACACCGCCCAACCGCUGCUAGAUGUGGAUCACACGAGUGCUCGCUUGAAUUUUCUCACGCCCCGCUAUGUGAAUCGCAAGGGUGUCGCCUUGCCCACGAGCUCUGAAGAAACGAAGCGUGCCAAGCGUGAAAAUCUCGAGCAGAAGCAAAUUCUGGUGCCCGAGUUGUGCACCGUGCAUCCGUUUCCUGCUUCCUUGUGGCGCACAGCGGUAUGCUUGCCAUGCAUUCUCUAUCGCAUCAAUGGUCUGCUGUUGGCUGAUGAUAUACGCAAGAAAGUUUCCGCUGAUCUGGGUUUGGGACGCCAAAAGAUCGACGAUGAGUCAUUCGAGUGGCCCAUGCUGGACUUUGGCUGGAGUUUAUCGGAAGUGCUGAAAAAAUCACGUGAAUCCAAGCAGAAAACAAACAAGGAGGUCACCAACAAAGACGAGGAACAGCAGGUUGAAAAAGAAGCUGAACCAGCAGAGGAACCCCAAUUGGAAAAGGCUGUCAAGACUGCCACUGAAUUGGUCAUUGAAGGCGAAGAGCAGUUGGGCAAUGCUGAUGACUUCAUUGAAAUUGGUACCUGGUCAAAUGACAUGGCCGAUGACAUUGCAAGCUUCUCGGAGGGCGAUGAAGAUGAGGAAGACGAGGACUAUUUGCCCAAGCUGCCGGCUAAUGUAAAGUUCUGCGAUCAGCAAACACGCUAUGGUUCUCCCACCUUCUGGGAUGUGAGCAACAGCAGUGGCUUUAAGAAGACGGCCAGCAAUUCCAACCAGCAGCAGCCACGCAAGCCACGUGGAGCAGCUUCUGGAGCUGGCGGCUCUAAAACCGAAGCAAAGCCAAAGUAUAGUUAUUACGAUUCGGAUAACUCGCUAAGCUCUAGCUAUGAUGACGAUGAUCAUGUGGGACCAGUUCGCCAUUACUCCUCGGACGAUGAUGAUGAAGCCGAUGACAUUGGUCACAUUGAAUUCACCUCAAAGAACGAAGCGGAAGCCAUCGAAACGGCACAAGAGCUGGAGAAGCGGCAAAAGCAACUGUCCAUCAUACAGGCCACAAAUGCGAACGAGCGACAGUACCAGGAGACCAAGAAUCUGCUCAUUGGCUACAACUUUGAACAGGCGGCGCAGAAGAGCACAGCCAACUAUGAUCAGUCGAUUGUACGCUUCAAGUCGGAGAUUGAGAGCAGUGGCAUGUUGGUGCCUCACGAUCAAGACUUGGCGCUACAGCGCAAAGAAGGCGUCUCAUCGCUGGCCGAACAGGAAGCAGCUUGUCUGCAAAUGGAGCUGCUCAAGGAACUUUUGCCAUACGUAACAGAGUCGCAAGUGCUGGCAAGACUUGAUGCCAAGGGACAAUUGCAGCUCUGCGAUCUCAUUGAGUUCAAUAUGGAGUGGCUGCAUAAGCAUCAGCAGACUGAAAAUGAAAGCUAUGAUGUGUUGGGCUGUGGCGAUAGCUUUGACAACUACAACGAUCACGAUCGACUCGACUUGAGCAAAAAGCAACUUAAGCUGCAGUUUAAGCUGGAAGUGGAAAUCAAUAAAGAGUCGGGCAGCAAGAAUACCGCGACAGCAUUAAGCAGUUGGCCUGGGGCCAGCUUUAGCUUUGAUCAUCAGCCAGAGCUAGAGGGACAUCCAGGACCUAGUCCCAGCAUCAUAUUGCAGGCACUCACCAUGUCCAAUGCCAACGAUGGCAUCAAUCUGGAGCGACUGGAGACGAUUGGCGAUUCGUUUUUGAAGUAUGCCAUUACCACGUAUUUGUACAUCACCUAUGAGAAUGUCCAUGAGGGCAAGCUGAGUCAUCUGCGCUCCAAGCAGGUGGCCAAUCUAAAUCUGUAUCGUCUGGGACGACGCAAGCGAUUGGGCGAAUAUAUGAUAGCGACCAAAUUUGAACCGCAUGACAAUUGGUUGCCACCGUGCUACUAUGUGCCCAAGGAGCUGGAGAAGGCGCUGAUUGAGGCCAAAAUACCGACGCAUCACUGGAAGCUGGCCGAUCUGCUUGACAUUAAAAACCUGAGCAGCUCCCAAAUCUGUGAGUUAGUGCGCGAAAAAGCGGAGGCUUUGGGAUUAGCUGCCAGCUUGGAGCAAGCUCCCACAACUGGUCCACAGCAGCAGGCAACAAAUGCUGCUGGUCUGGAUGACUCUAAUGAAACCAGCGAUUUCAGUUGCUUUAUACCCUAUAAUCUGGUGUCACAGCACAGCAUACCGGACAAAUCAAUUGCGGACUGUGUAGAGGCUUUGAUAGGCGCCUAUUUGAUCGAGUGUGGACCUCGAGGAGCAUUGCUCUUCAUGGCCUGGCUUGGAGUACGUGUGCUGCCCUAUCAACUGAAGCAAGCCACGGAAGAAGAGCCAAGUAAACCGGGCACCACAAAGCCAAAUGCCCAAAAUAUGGUCACCGUCUAUGGGGAUUGGCCAAAGCCGCGCAGUCCGCUGCUGCAUUUUGCACCCAAUGCCAACGCAGAGCUGGAGCACUUGCUCAGCGGCUUCGAAGAAUUCGAGGCAAGCUUGGGCUACAGAUUCCGGGAUCGUUCCUAUUUGCUGCAGGCUAUGACGCAUGCCAGUUAUACGCCAAAUCGACUGACUGAUUGCUAUCAGCGUCUGGAAUUUCUGGGCGAUGCUGUGCUCGACUAUCUGAUAACACGGCAUUUAUACGAGGAUCCCAGACAACAUUCACCGGGUGCAUUGACUGAUUUGCGCUCGGCUCUAGUGAACAACACUAUCUUUGCCUCGUUGGCUGUGCGACACGGUUUCCAUAAGUAUUUCCGGCAUUUGUCGCCGGGUCUAAACGAUGUCAUCGAUCGCUUUGUGCGCAUUCAACAGGAGAAUGGACACAGCAUCAGUGAGGAGUACUAUCUGCUGUCGGAGGAGGAAUGCGACGAUGCGGAAGAUGUGGAGGUGCCCAAGGCAUUGGGCGAUGUAUUCGAAUCAAUUGCAGGUGCAAUAUUUUUAGACUCCAGCAUGUCACUGGAUGUGGUGUGGCAGGUCUACAGCAACAUGAUGAAGCCGGAGAUUGAACAAUUUAGCAAUUCUGUGCCAAAGUCACCCAUACGCGAGCUGCUUGAGCUGGAGCCCGAGACGGCCAAAUUUGGCAAGCCCGAGAAACUGGCGGACGGACGACGAGUUCGCGUCACCGUCGAUGUAUUCUGCAAGGGCACGUUCCGUGGCAUUGGACGCAACUAUCGCAUUGCCAAAUGCACGGCGGCCAAGUGCGCGUUGCGACAAUUGAAGAAGCAGGGCUUGAUAGCCAAAAAAGACUAAUUAUGUAAUGAUGCAACUAACUCAGUAGUGAAAUAUUUACUUACAAUUCAUAUACGAUUGUACAUAUGUACGGCAAACAAGCUCCAAUAAUAUUAAAUUUUUUAUACAAUAUAUGUAACAAACGAUUGCUAUGUAGUGUCCAUAUCAACAUCUAAUUGUUUUUUAAAUUCAAAUAUACCAAUCUUCCCAAAAAAUACCAUAUUGCUUUGCUCCUUG